CAACACUAUUUUCCGUCGUGUUGACGGAGGUCUCGCGUUAUUUAAGUAGCUCGCAGCUAGCUGCCGUUCUCGGCUGCUCAACACUGUCCAACAAGUUUCUCCCCUACAACGAAACAUUGUUGCUGUUGUUUCUAUUUUUGGUUAGAUAAACUUUUUGCUUUGAGUGCCGACUUUGGCAAAUCUCCAGCUGAGUUCGCAUCCGUUCCUGUACACUGGCGGCGGACGGCUGCGGCACGUCAAUGAAGAUGUCCCUGGUGCAGCGAGUGUUCCUGUCGUGGAUUUUUAGUCUCAUCUUCCUCAUCAUGCUGGUCCUCAAGCUGGACGCUAAGUUGCACUGGAACUGGUUUCUCAUUUUCCUCCCCGUGUGGACGCUGGACACCAUACUUGUCCUCUUAUUGAUGGUCAAUCUGGUCGGUCGGUGCAAGGCCAAUGCGGAGCAGCGCGAAGGCGACCCUGGUGCGGCCCGCCGGCUGUGGUACCUGGCGGCCAUGGGGCUCAAGGUGGGCUUCUGCCUGAGCUUGUGCACCCGCCUGGAGAGGCUGACUGACGUGUGGCUCAGUGUGGUAUGUGUGCCCCUCUGGGUCCUCCUGGGGGGCGCCCUGGUGGAGCUGGGACGCAGCGUCUUCCGUCCACGCAGGAACUGAACUUAAGCAUUCUCCUUGCAUGCAUUUUUCAUUUUCUUUCUUACCAUUGAUGACUCCAACAGACUGAUUAGUUUUUUUUUUUUUUUUUUAUAUAUACUAAGGUUCAAUUUUCUUAUUUAAAUGCUUAUUCUCUAUGGUCACAAUGGUUAGAAAUAUUUUGAAUAAAUACCCGUGUGUGGUGAUUUGUUGGAAGAACACUGAGCACUUUGCAGAGCACUACUAGGACUGUAUUGCAGCUGUUUCUUUUUAUGCAUGUCAUUAGCUAAGUCUACACUAAUGAGAUAUCCAUAUAAAGGAGGAAAAGCAGUUUGAAUAUUUGGAGUUGUCAUAUUUAUUAAUUAGCAAUACACACGUGUGAUGUAGUAGGGCUGCACCUAAGACAGGCUAGAUUGGCGCCCUUGAGGACCAGACCAGACUUGGUGACCCCUGGUGUAAACACAUUCUUGUAUGUUGGCUUUUGUAUUUGUGUGAAUGCACUGGAAACCAUAAUCUUGUUAAACAAGUGUGGUGCAAAGAAAAAUCACUGAAUUCAAUGUUCAAACUGUGAAUGUUGCGAUAGCUUAGUGUUUUUUUAAACGCGGUCGAUUUGUUAAAGGGUUAAAUUGAA
Syngnathus typhle (broad-nosed pipefish) is the source of this 1251-nucleotide messenger RNA. Its product is annotated as transmembrane protein 60-like. The transcript has 2 exons. The coding region runs from base 240 to 644 and encodes 134 amino acids. NCBI's taxonomy places the organism in Eukaryota, Metazoa, Chordata, Actinopteri, Syngnathiformes, Syngnathidae. The record is from RefSeq and is a predicted model, not a curated record.